Molecule: messenger RNA, 510 nt
Organism: Colletotrichum tamarilloi
Lineage: Eukaryota; Fungi; Ascomycota; Sordariomycetes; Glomerellales; Glomerellaceae
Exons: 3
Coding region: 1-510 (169 amino acids)
Source: RefSeq, a predicted model, not a curated record
AUGGGCCGUCCCUCUCUACUUUAUAAGGGGGCUUUGGCUUGGGACAUGAACCAAGAGAAGACCGCUGCCCAUCAGAAGCGCGAUGCUCUCUUUGAUGCCAAGCUCCGUGUCGAGUGUGAUCGGCCAGGACCAUUUUACAAGUUUGCGGUCAAAACCUUUGAUGACGGAGUAAUCACAAGCCAGGCCAUCCUACGUCGCUUCGCCAGAUCUCCAGACUUAACCCCGGAGUCCACCGAUAUGGGAUUCGGUCAGAUCGUGGCUCUUCUCCUGCUCGUGCAGCCACUGAUGGCAGUGGGAAAGGUACGCACAGGAAACCAGGCUGAAGAAGUACCCGUUGAAAUUGAGGUUUCAUAUUAUCAAUGCCAGAUGAGCGGUGACGAUGUCGAAUCAAGAUCAUCACCUGCACAACCUUGCAGCUAUGGCACACACUUCGACGAGAUGAAACGAUACUUCUAUACAACUAUAAAUGACCCAAACCUGCUUCCAAAAGAUCGACAGGAACACAUUUAA